Molecule: messenger RNA, 1164 nt
Organism: Penicillium angulare
Lineage: Eukaryota; Fungi; Ascomycota; Eurotiomycetes; Eurotiales; Aspergillaceae
Exons: 3
Coding region: 1-1164 (387 amino acids)
Source: RefSeq, a predicted model, not a curated record
AUGCCAAGGCCUAAUCUAGCUAGUACAUUUGUGGUACUUCUGGAAUACACGAAACUGGCGCAACCGUUGCAUUUACAUCAUGAUAUUGCUUUGCUUCAUGGUGGUCUCGUCUCUUCUCUCGCCCUUCCUCAAUACUGCUCAAUUGCUGCCCCAGACAACGAAUCUUCACUCAGCAUCAAGUCGGAGAUGGAUCGACGCGCCCAGGUUUAUGGAUUUUGUGCCGCGGCUACUAACUCAUUUUGGUUGAAGACUUUACCGAUGUUGCAAUUUCCAAGCGCAGGUAUUCAUUUUCCUCGCCCACGUUCCAUCCAGGUCUCCCCUUUAGUUAAUAGCCAUAACACCUCUUCGGGGGACAGUUUUCCACCGGCACAGGAGAUUCUGACUUCAUAUCGAUCACUCCUUACUCCACGUAGUAACGGUCAUGACUCGCAGCCCCUCAACUUGUCAUAUGACGAAACUUUUGUUCUCGCAAUGACGCACAUGUCACAAGUGUCUAUCCUGGAAGGGCUUGCAGAUACCUCAAUCGAAGCUGAUGGUCAUAAUCGACAUCUUCAUGCGAUUGCUAUGCUGACCCGGGAAUUGGACAUGCGCGAGGCUAACACUUCACAAGCCAAGAUAAAAGUCCCGAAAACUUUAUCCAGAGAUAUAAGAGCACUUCUUCAGCUUAUGGCUAUUCGAAAUCAUUUUCAUGGUGGCCUGUAUGACUCUCAUGCCCUUUUUCGGAAUGAUGCCUCUCUUCUCGCCAGUGACAUCAGUACACACAUAGGGCCUUUUGCUCCUUCACUCGAUUCAACUCUCUGUCUGCUCGAGGACUGUGUUCGGAAUUUAGAACAACCAGCGACCACUGGAGUCGCGUUCUUUCUUCGCACACACAUGAGCAGCUGGGGCCUAGAGAUCGCCCUUUCGACCUUCGAAUCAGCAUUAUUUCUGGCCAAAUGGAUUAAUCAGUUGCAGAGUGUUGCUAUGCCGAGCCAAUUCGCUUGGUCUUCUGUGGAUAUGGUUGAUCGGACACCACUUUGUAGAAGUUUCUUGGAAAUAUCGAUCUCCCUUCUGAAGUUCUGGUCGUAUGUUUUUAUGAGCAUGGAGAACAAAGAAUACGUCAAGUUUUUGGGCGAAACUCUGUUAAACUACGCAGAUAUUCUAGCUAGUCCAGCUGAAAUAUAA